AUGGGCGACAUCUUCUAUGCUACUAGCAAUUUAGUGGCUAUGACUGUAAGUUUUUAAUUCCUAGCUUUAGCCCAGAGCCCUAGCCCAGAGCCCUAGCCCACAGCCCUAGCUCAGAGCCCUAGCCCAGAGCCCUAGCUCAGAGCUCUAGCCCAGAGCCCUAAACCUAAGCAAAAUCAUAUUGUGCGCUAGUCUUACCCUAUUCUGUCUUACUGUUCCUUGCUAUGACGCGCCGUGCCGUUCCCAGCCGCUUACUGUUCUUUGUUAUAACUUGGCUUUCUCUACCGUUCCCUGUCCUGCUUUGCCUUGCUCUGGCCUUGCCCUGGCCUUGUCCUGGCCUUGCCCUAGCCUUGCCCUGGCCUUGCUCUGGCCUUGCCUUGGCCUUGCUCUGGUCUUGGCCUUGCCUUGCCUUGCCUUUCCUUGCCUUGCCUUGCCUUGCCUUGCCUUGCCUUGCCUUGCCUUGCCUUGCCUUGCCUUGCCUUGCCUUGCCUUGCCUUGCCUUGCCUUGCCUUGCCUUGCCUUGCCUUGCCUUGCCUUGCCUUGCCUUGCCUUGCCUUGCCUUGCCUUGCCUUGCCUUGCCUUGCCUUGCCUUGCCCUGCCUUAAGCAUUUAAAUUUCACUUUUCAGGUAGUUGAAGUCAAGUCAGGCCUCAUGUUCUUCCUUACAUUAGGUCCGUUCAGCCACUCUCCAUAUCCAGCCAACUUCAUUAUGACAUCCAUCUUCCUAACCUCACUAUAUAUUGUCAUAAUAACCCUGGGAAUGCAGUUUCUCUACAGAUAUUAUGCUUUAUGUAAAACAUCAAUGAAAUUGAGCAAAUUUUUAACAAUAUACAGUAUUGGAAUACUGUACUGUUUGUGUGAUGGCUUCAUCGUAUGUUUGAUAUUUUCUGGAGAAUCUGAGGAACAUACGAUGUUAAUAAAAGAGCAUCCAAUGUACAUGUUUGACACGCCGACUUAUAUUGUUCUUGAUCCGGUAAGGUGUUGAAACGGGUUUGUAAAGAAAGUUCUUGCCAUUUUUUGAUUUGUAAAGAAAGUUCUUGCCAUUUUUUGAUUGCUAAAGAAAGUUCUUGCCAGUUUUUGAUUUGUAAAGAAAGUUCUUGCACUUUUUUGUUUUGUAAAGAAAGUUCUUGCCAAAUAAAUCGCAAAAACUUGCAGCAAAAGCCCUUACCUUUAUUCCAUACCAUGGUGACACAGCUGAUCGUAUUCGCCGUCUACGUUCUCAUUUUUUAUACCGGUCGACAAAUCAACCAACGACUGAACGAAGCCUCUACCUCAAUGUCCGACCGAACCAAAGACGCUCAACGUCAGCUGAACCGAGUCAUGGUGCUUCAGGCCGCCUAUCCAGCUGUCAUUGUUGGUCUACCUGUCCUGGUGGCUACCAUCUGUACUCAGCUACAGUUGAACAUACUAUGGUCUGGACUGUACCUAGUACCGUCAGUUUCUGUCAUUCCUAUAGCUAACUCAUUGACUAUUAUGUUGGUUAUACCUACGUUUAGACGAAGGAUCGCGGCUGGAUUGUGCCGUCGAGGUUAUGUGGAUAAUGGUAUUUCGAAGGGAGCUACUUCCGAACCAUACAGUGCGGCUGAUACGAAUCAUGGUAAUAAUGACAACAAUGAGAAUUCUCAAGUUCAUUUCAUUUGA
Messenger RNA from Bursaphelenchus okinawaensis, 1636 nucleotides. The record is from the annotation of a GenBank genome assembly. Lineage: Eukaryota; Metazoa; Nematoda; Chromadorea; Rhabditida; Aphelenchoididae.